AUGGAACGUUUCCUGCAGGACCUACCGAGCGCCGACCAGCCGCCAGUCGACUUCAAUCAACAAUACCAUACAGGGCGAGUUCCGAAUAGCAAAGGAAGAGAUGGCAAACCUAGGCUACUCCUCAUGGGACAGAGGAGGAGCGGCAAGUCGUCUAUAGCCAACGUAGUCUUUCACAAGCUGCCUCCAAGCGAAACGCUGUUUCUCGAAACCACUUAUAGAAUCAAGAAGGAGUCGAUGCACUCGUUUAUGGACUUCCAAGUGUGGGAUCUACCUGGUCACCUGGACUACUUCGACCCAGCGUUUGAUACAGACAAUAUCUUCGACGAGAUUGGCGCACUGAUCUGGGUCAUUGAUGCGCAAGACGAGUAUCUUGACGCCAUCGCCAGACUUAACAUGACCAUUCUCAACUUGCAGCACUCGUACCCCAACAUCAAUAUUGAGGUCUUCGUACACAAAGUCGACGGCUUAUCAGACGACUUCCGAGGCGACACGUUUCGCGAUAUCAUCCAGAGAGUGCAAGACGAACUUAGCGACAACGGCUACGAGCAAGCACCUAUAUCAUUUUAUCAGACCAGUAUCUACGACCACUCCAUCUUCGAAGGCUUCAGCAAAGUCAUUCAGAAGCUUAUACCGCAACUACCAACACUCGAAGCGCUGCUCAACAAUCUCUGCGCCGCCUGUAACAUCGAGAAAGCGUAUCUUUUCGACAUCAUGAGCAAGAUCUACGUGGCCACAGAUACCACGCCUACCGACAUAGGCAAUUACGAGAUUUGCUCGGACUACAUCGAUGUUGUCGUCGAUGUGGCUGAGAUCUAUGGCUACGAACGUGACGACCAGACACCGGAAGAGGAGCUACUCGAGAAAGGCAACGGAGACGCCGAGAGCCUGAUCACUAUGGAGCGAAAGGGUGCCAGAUAUUUGUAUCUGCGAGAACUGAACAAGUACCUUGCCCUUGUUUGCAUCAUGGGCGAUGACAGUCCUGCCGAGAAGAAAGCCAUCAUUGACUACAAUGUUGGUGUCUUCCAGGCAGGACUCAAGAAGGUGUUCCCCAAAGGUGACCGGGAAGCUCAGGUGGAAAUUGUAGCUACAAACGAUGGAGCUUCACAAUAG
Boeremia exigua is the source of this 1110-nucleotide messenger RNA. RefSeq names its product ras-related GTP-binding protein-like protein C. Gene Ontology annotation, biological process: cellular response to starvation; regulation of autophagy; cellular response to amino acid stimulus. Gene Ontology annotation, molecular function: GTP binding; GTPase activity. NCBI's taxonomy places the organism in Eukaryota, Fungi, Ascomycota, Dothideomycetes, Pleosporales, Didymellaceae. The transcript is spliced from 4 exons. Bases 1 to 1110 code for a protein of 369 amino acids. Gene Ontology annotation, cellular component: fungal-type vacuole membrane; Gtr1-Gtr2 GTPase complex; nucleus. The record is from RefSeq and is a predicted model, not a curated record.